GUAACUGCAAUAUUCUUUUUGAAGCUCAUGUACAGAUGGCAUGUGGAUGUUUAAAUAUGCUUUGAAAAGGGAGCCUACAGGCCAUUUGCUGCAAUAUACUCAGGCUGGAAUAAUUCAAGUAGAGCUGUCUAGGAUAUUAAUGGAAGAACUAAUCAAUCUAAUCACCAGUUGGUUCUUGGCUGUUACCCCCAGCUAAUGGCUUAAGUAAUCACAACUCAAAUUGACGCUUUGGAAAAUGAGGUUAAUUUGUCAAACUCAGAAGGGUUGGCUAUUAUCAUCCUAGAAUGUAGUGCCCCAUUAUUUCUGUAAUCGACGUUGCUAACCCAGCACAAAGUAUCUUCGUUUCUGUAUCUUUCGACAUAUUAUUCCAGCAAAUCAUGCAAUCCAAGUCAUUGGCCGUCUGCUUACAUGAUCAUAUUAUCUUUGUUCAAAUUCGUAUCGGACAGCUGCAGCUGUAGAUCACCCACUCCAAACCGUUCGUGUCCUAACAAAUGAUGACUAAAAGCCUGCAGAAGCAUCUUGCGGUAAGGAUGCUGCAAAGUACUAUUUGCCUUCUACGGUGAUUGGUGAACAGGCGUUUGGAGUUAACAAAUCUUGUAAAUCACCAACCUGCAUAUGCGAGUCAGUCAUGACGAAUGCAAAGGCAUCCGGCUGCAAAAGAUGAAGUGUUUGACUCAAAUCUCAACUGGUUUUCUUCCAUCGCUUGAAAUACUCAUGCGCUGAGUAGGCUCACAUUAGGACAUGAAGUCAUCCUCUGAAAGCUCAGUUAGGCGAACAGGUAGGAGGAGCUACGGAGCAAGGACCCAAAUGACCCGUGCUUGACCUGGCCAAGAUUUGACUACGCGCUCAUCUUGAGCGACCGAGUUCAGAGACACUGAGCUGCGGCAGAAGGCUACGAGGCGCGAAACUUCUUUGACCGGAACAGAGAGCCCCGGCUGUGCUGGUGCCUGCUACCAGUGAUCAUGGUGAAGGAAGAGGAGAUCGUCGCAAAGGCAGGAGGGCGAGGCUACAUCGACUUGCUUGGUCUGGGGGAAGAGGACUACUUGCUGUGCAUGUCCCCUUCCUCCUCUUCCAGUGUCGUCUCCGCCAUGAACACUAGUGCCACUCCUGCUGCGGCGUCGUCUCCUACCUGCGCCUCCUACCUGAACCCAGCUCCCGCCUAUCACCACAUGUUGAGCUUCGCCGGCCAAGAGCAGCACCACCACCAUGGUGGUGAAGGCGUCUUUGGCUUCCAGUACCACGGCGGUGAUCAGGCAGCGAUUCCGGUGGCUGUCCCGCAGAAGUCCAGCCCAACCACCGAGUGCUCCUCCUCCAUCUCCUCCAUGUCGUCCUCGCCGCCCGCAACAACAAUCUCGGCCAUCUCCAGCCCAAAGCCACAGGGUUUCAAGAAGAAGGGAUCAAGAAGCAGUGAUCAAAGAAAGGCUGCGCCUGCUGCUGUUGCUACCGCUGCUACUGCUACUACUGCUGCAGCUACGAACAAGAGGCCCAAGGUGAGGAAGGAGAAGCUCGGGGAGAGGAUCAUAGCUCUGCAGCAGCUGGUUUCUCCAUUCGGAAAGUCUGAUACGGCUUCCGUUCUGCACGAGGCGCUGGGAUACAUACGCUUCCUGCACGACCAGGUUCAGGCCCUGAGCUCGCCGUACAUGCAGCGACUGCCGGCCUCGGCGCACGCCCCGGCGCAGCAGGGCGCGGCCGGGACGGUGGUGGAGCCGCCGCGGGCGAGCGACCUGAGGAGCCGGGGGCUGUGCCUGGUGCCCAUCUCGUGCACGGAGCACGUCGCUGGCGGCGGGCACGGCCACGGCAACGGCGCCGACCUCUGGUCCGUGGCGGCGGGGGUGGCGAAGGCGGCCGCGGAGAACAAGGGGGCGGCUGCCGGAACGCUGCCUGGCGCUCGUGGCCACCCCGGUUACCUGGCCUAGCUGACUGCGGCAGACUUGCUAGCUUUGCAGAUUAUGUGCGGGGUUAUGGAUCUAAUCGGGCUAUUUCGGGGGGUUCAUUAAUCAGCUCCCGUACUCCCAUCACCUUUUGCUUAAAGUAAAACUUUUUGGGAGGUGGCAGCAGCUGCUUUUGCUGGAAAAGGGCGCAGGGAUCCAUAUGAACCCUAUUUCCGCAGAUGCCACAGCGCAGCAGGCAGGGGUGUGUAUAUUUUGGAGGAGGUUUUCUUUAGCUUCUUCAUUAGGAGUAGUACUAAGCUUAGAACUACUCCAUCCUCUUGUACUGAGCGUCCGAGCUUAGUAGAGAGAAGACAGCGAUGCGACGAUGCCGAGAUCUUUGGCACGAAUGUCUCCGUGGUGUCCCGCCUCACGACAGGCAUUGAAUGAAAGUUGCUGCCGCCGAUGAUGCUUGCUUGGGAGCAGUGCUGCGGUGACGGCUUCGGUAUCUGUUGCUUGCAUGGGGGAUAUCCGGUUUCAUCUGUGCUUGAUCUUGGUAAUCGGUUUGCCGUCCUUGGAAGUUGGAACUGCACGGUGCUUAAUGCCUCAAUCAACUUCUGUAUUAUCUCUGCCA
Messenger RNA from Panicum virgatum (switchgrass), 2502 nucleotides. Its product is annotated as transcription factor bHLH113-like. NCBI's taxonomy places the organism in Eukaryota, Viridiplantae, Streptophyta, Magnoliopsida, Poales, Poaceae. Gene Ontology annotation, molecular function: protein dimerization activity; RNA polymerase II cis-regulatory region sequence-specific DNA binding; DNA-binding transcription factor activity, RNA polymerase II-specific. Gene Ontology annotation, cellular component: nucleus. The transcript is spliced from 13 exons. Bases 963 to 1916 code for a protein of 317 amino acids. The record is from RefSeq and is a predicted model, not a curated record. Gene Ontology annotation, biological process: regulation of transcription by RNA polymerase II.